This is a messenger RNA of Liolophura sinensis, 1014 nucleotides long. Its product is annotated as sialin-like. The record is from RefSeq and is a predicted model, not a curated record. Gene Ontology annotation, molecular function: transmembrane transporter activity. Gene Ontology annotation, cellular component: membrane. Gene Ontology annotation, biological process: transmembrane transport; monoatomic anion transport. The coding region runs from base 1 to 1014 and encodes 337 amino acids. Lineage: Eukaryota; Metazoa; Mollusca; Polyplacophora; Chitonida; Chitonidae. The transcript has 6 exons.
AUGCAUAUCGAUGUAUAUUUCUUCGCUGUCAGACAAGAGUUCAGGGUACCUCUGACACCCAGGACACCAUGGUUUCAGAUCAUGACGUCAUUACCUUUCAUUGCCUGCCUCGUGAUUAAAUUCGCAGGUGCAUGGGUGUUCAAUGUCCAGACACUUAACCAGCCGAUGUGGUUACGAGAUGUCCUUAUGUUUGACGUCACAAAUAAUGGCAUUUUCUCCGCCUUGCCGUACAUUGGCCAGUUUGUGGGAUCUCUGUUGUCCGGCGUAAUCCUGGACGCUGCCAGUAAAACAGUCUGCUCAGCUACAAGAGUCAGAAAAAUCACCUUUUGUGUCUGUUUGAUCUUUCCCGGAGCCGCCAUUUUCUCUCUAGCAUUUCUCACGCACGAAGAGCGGGUGUUGGCCAUUUGUCUCACGAUCUUCACCACGACCAUCUACUCGGCAGUUCCUGUCUCUCUCCGGCUGGUUGUCAUAGAGAUAGCUCCAAGGUAUACGGGCAUCUUGAUGGGCAUUGUAACCACACUGGGCAGUGUACCGGGCAUGGUGGCUCCUUUGAUUACAUCUGUACUUACAUACAAGGGGUCGGUUGAUGAAUGGGACGAGGUGUUCUUCAUGUGUUCCGGGAUGUACGUUGGGGCAGCACUCUUAUUCUUGUUUUUGGGCAGUUCCAAAGAGCAGUCAUGGGCCGGAAACUCUCAGAACACCAAGGUGACCACUGAUGCUAAGAGUGACCUUAAAGAAGGCGAAGUCAAAAACUCGAAAUCUGACAAAUUCUGCACUGAAGAUGAAGGCGGGAAAGGCGGUGUGAGAACAGAGAGUCUCAAUUCUCAAAACAGUGACUUAACCUCGGAUACCGAGUCCGCUCUAGCUUUGAAAGUAAUAGACGAUCCAUGCUCUACAAUCCACGGGCUUGAAAACCCGGGAUUCACCAGCACGGAGGACGAUGUGAGUUCUGCCAGUGAGCAGACGCCGAGAGACACUCUCUCUAACACAGCCGUAGCCACUACAAAUCUCUGA